Lutra lutra (Eurasian river otter) is the source of this 3942-nucleotide messenger RNA. It is a transcript of the gene COL8A1, whose product is annotated as collagen type VIII alpha 1 chain. The record is from RefSeq and is a predicted model, not a curated record. Gene Ontology annotation, cellular component: basement membrane. The transcript is spliced from 2 exons. Bases 509 to 2776 code for a protein of 755 amino acids. Gene Ontology annotation, molecular function: protein binding. NCBI's taxonomy places the organism in Eukaryota, Metazoa, Chordata, Mammalia, Carnivora, Mustelidae.
UGUUACUAAACCACGCACAGUACAUGAAUUUCACUUCCUGGUCCAUGGUUUCUGAUCUGUUUCCAGGUAACAUAUCCACAUAUCAGCCAGCUGCAAGGAAGAGGAAAAACAGGGCCAUUCUUCUUUAGGAUCCUUCUUGGAAGUUGUACCCAUUACAACUACAUCCAAUUGGACAGAACUUUUUCACAUCACCACAUCCGGCUAAAAUGUCUUUAUUUUGGGCUGCUCUGUUCCAGCUAAAAAUCAAGAGUUCCAAUACUAUGGAAGAAAGCAGAAUUGAUAUCUGGGGACACACAGCAGUAUUUCCCACAGUUUAUAAUCCCACUGAUUGCCUUCAUGUGACAGUUCCUACUCUUUUCUGUUUUUUGCAUGUUUUCUACUGAGAGGUAACACCGUCCUCCUUUUCGUUUGUUUUCCACAGGGGACGUUCUGAUGAUAAAAAUUGUUUCCUUUUUCUCCCUCUUCUUUCUCUAAGUAAACUUGUCACUUGGCCUGCCAGUUUUCACCUAUGUUGGUGCGUUCAUUCCUUCCACAGGUGAUGGCUGUACCACCUGGCCCUCUGCAGCUGCUGGGAGUGCUGCUUACCAUUUCCCUGGGCUCCAUCAGGCUCAUUCAGGCUGGCGCUUACUAUGGGAUCAAGCCGCUGCCACCACAAAUUCCUCCUCAGAUCCCACCACAAAUUCCACAAUACCAGCCUCUGGGCCAGCAAGUACCUCACAUACCUUUGGGCAAAGAUGGCCUUAACAUGGGCAAGGAGCUGCCCCACAUGCAGUAUGGCAAAGAGUAUCCACAUCUACCCCAAUAUAUGAAGGAAAUUCAGCCAGUGCCAAGAAUGGGCAAGGAAGCAGCACCUAAGAAAGGCAAAGUAGAAAUACCAUUAGCCAGCUUACGAGGGGAGCAAGGUCCCCGUGGAGAGCCUGGCCCAAGAGGACCACCUGGGCCCCCCGGCUUACCAGGUCAUGGGAUACCUGGAAUCAAAGGAAAACCAGGGCCACAGGGAUAUCCUGGAAUUGGAAAACCAGGUAUGCCUGGAAUGCCAGGAAAGCCAGGAGCCAUGGGAAUGCCUGGAGCAAAAGGUGAAAUUGGACCCAAAGGGGAGAUCGGGCCUAUGGGGAUCCCAGGGCCGCAAGGACCUCCAGGGCCUCACGGACUUCCUGGCAUUGGAAAACCAGGUGGUCCAGGGUUACCAGGGCAACCAGGUGCAAAGGGAGAGCGAGGACCAAAAGGACCACCAGGACCUCCAGGCCUUCAGGGUCCUAAAGGGGAGAAGGGCUUUGGGAUGCCAGGUUUGCCAGGCCUAAAGGGUCCUCCAGGGAUGCAUGGCCCUCCUGGCCCUGUUGGACUUCCAGGAGUGGGCAAACCCGGAGUAACAGGCUUCCCUGGGCCCCAAGGCCCCCUGGGAAAGCCAGGUCCUCCAGGGGAACCUGGGCCUCAGGGCCCUGUUGGGGUCCCAGGAGUUCAAGGACCUCCUGGGAUACCUGGAGUUGGGAAACCAGGCCAGGACGGGAUUCCUGGCCAGCCAGGAUUUCCAGGUGGCAAAGGGGAGCAAGGACUGCCAGGGCUGCCAGGACCCCCAGGCCUUCCAGGAAUUGGGAAACCAGGCUUCCCAGGACCCAAAGGUGACAAGGGCAUAGGGGGUCUUCCUGGGGCUUUAGGACCAAGAGGGGAGAAAGGGCCAGUAGGUGCCCCUGGAAUAGGGGGUCCCCCAGGAGAGCCAGGCCUGCCUGGAAUCCCAGGUCCUAUGGGUCCUCCAGGUGCUAUUGGUUUUCCCGGACCCAAAGGAGAAGGUGGGGUUGUAGGGCCACAGGGGCCACCAGGUCCCAAGGGUGAGCCAGGGCUUCAGGGCUUCCCAGGAAAGCCAGGUUUCCUUGGUGAAGUAGGGCCCCCUGGCAUGAGGGGUUUGCCAGGUCCCAUAGGGCCCAAGGGGGAAGCUGGUCAUAAAGGUUUACCAGGGCUCCCUGGUGCUCCAGGGCUGCUGGGACCAAAGGGAGAACCAGGAAUCCCAGGGGACCAGGGUUUACAGGGCCCUCCAGGCAUCCCAGGGAUCGCAGGCCCAAGUGGGCCCAUUGGACCACCUGGAAUGCCAGGCCCCAAAGGAGAACCCGGCAUCCCAGGGCCCCCUGGGUUCCCUGGAGUAGGGAAGCCUGGAGUAGCAGGACUUCAUGGGCCCCCGGGGAAGCCUGGUGCCCUUGGUCCUCAAGGCCAGCCGGGACUUCCAGGGCCCCCAGGCCCUCCAGGGCCCCCAGGGCCACCAGCUGUGAUGCCCCCUACACCACCACCACAUGGAGAGUAUCUGCCCGAUAUGGGGCUGGGAAUUGAUGGAGUGAAACCCCCCCAUGCCUAUGGGGCUAAGAAAGGCAAGAAUGGAGGGCCUGCCUACGAGAUGCCUGCCUUUACAGCUGAGCUGACUGCGCCUUUCCCACCUGUGGGGGCCCCAGUGAAGUUUGACAAACUGCUCUAUAAUGGCAGACAGAACUACAACCCCCAGACGGGCAUCUUCACCUGCGAGGUUCCCGGGGUCUACUACUUCGCCUACCACAUUCACUGCAAGGGGGGCAACGUGUGGGUUGCUCUGUUCAAGAACAACGAGCCCAUGAUGUACACAUAUGAUGAGUACAAAAAGGGCUUUCUGGACCAGGCAUCUGGGAGUGCAGUGCUACUGCUCAGGCCGGGAGACCGAGUGUUCCUCCAAAUGCCCUCAGAACAGGCUGCAGGACUGUAUGCUGGGCAGUAUGUCCAUUCCUCCUUUUCAGGAUAUUUAUUGUAUCCCAUGUAAAAAAAAAAAAAAAAAAAAAAAAAAAUUAAAAAAAAAAUAAAGAAAGAAAGAAAAGAAAAGAGAUUUAAAGAAGAAAAUGGCACACCGAAAAAUUCCAAAUGAAAAACAUAAUUGCUUCAAAACAUUUAUAUAGUUGGAAAGUUAUAUUUAAGUGAAAAUCUAAACCAUCAUGUACAAAUAAAAACUAAGAUGCAUGUUGAAUGCUCUGCAGAGCAGCCUGUAAUUAAAAAUGAUGGGAUAGAUUUAUGUAUCAAGUACUGACACUUGUGUUGUACCCACUGGAAUCAUAUUAGCUGUUGUAUUGUUAUAUGCUUCCAUGAUAACCUGCUUAUUCAGAUCAGUCAAUAUAUUUCAGUAUGGAAGAUCAUAGCUAAUGAAAGUCACUUGCUCAUAUUGUUUAAAGAUUUCUAAAUAUGGCUUAAGGAAAUGUCCAUGAUAACAAUUACCGUAUUUAUUUGCAUAAUUUCCUCUGUCUUUGGGCAGAUGUUUUGCCAGGAAGGUGGGGAAGGAGUCCUGUUGUGUGAUAGCCCCAGUGGGAGGGAGUCAGGGCAGCAGAAGAUUUUUAGCCCAAGGGCUACUUCCCUCCUGUCAGAAGCUGUGUCUUUUAUGGACACAAGUCCUCCUGAGAAUUGUGUAUCUUGUGUCUCUAAAAGAACAAGUGAGCCAGUCGCCUGCUGUGUAAUUUACUCAGUAAAUUCUGUGUGCAUGGCACUGGAUGAGACGUGUGAGGGACAUAAGACAGUGCCCCAAAAGGAGCUAAAAAAAACACUUGGGAGACAGGAGCCACAAUUAACUCACUUAUUUCUCAAGGAUCUUUUUUGUUUCAUUUUCUAUAAUUUUUUUCCUUCCUUCCAUGUAAUUUCCAUGAUGAAUCAACUAAUAUAAACUUGUGGAAGUCAUAAGAAAAAAAUAAUAACUUCCCAGUUUUGUGGAAUGUUCAUUAUCAAUAUCAGUUUUUAAUUGUGUUUACAUGGGUAUAAAAAUCCCCUUCCUUUCCAUACCAUUCAAAUGACUACAAUGAGGUUUCACCCGUGAAGGGGCUAUUGCUAUUUUUCAAUAGCAGUUGAAUUUUGCAGAAAUUUCCUGGUGUAGUAUGUAUGCAAAUUGGAAUGUUGUCUCAGGUUCCAAACUCAAUUUCCAAAAUCCAAGCCAUUCUUUAUUUGGGG